Brassica napus (rape) is the source of this 618-nucleotide messenger RNA. Its product is annotated as 40S ribosomal protein S2-4-like. Gene Ontology annotation, biological process: translation. Gene Ontology annotation, molecular function: RNA binding; structural constituent of ribosome. NCBI's taxonomy places the organism in Eukaryota, Viridiplantae, Streptophyta, Magnoliopsida, Brassicales, Brassicaceae. The annotation marks the transcript as partial. The transcript has a single exon. Gene Ontology annotation, cellular component: ribosome; cytosolic small ribosomal subunit. The record is from RefSeq and is a predicted model, not a curated record.
UUACUCGUGUUCUCCGUCGGGAGGACGAUUGGUUUUGUGAAAGGAAUCAUCUCCUCCGUGCAAUCGGCGUAUCUCUGUUUUUCCCUUCUCUCAUCAUCUCCUGUGAGGAGAGGGUACUGGGGUAACAAGAUUGGGAAGCCGCAUACGGUUCCUUGUAAGGUUACGGGGAAGUGUGGUUCCGUUACGGUGAGGAUGGUUCCUGCUCCCAGAGGUGCUGGUAUCGUGGCGGCUAGGGUUCCUAAGAUGGUGCUUCAGUUCGCUGGGAUUGAUGAUGUUUUCACUUCUUCCAGGGGAUCUACUAAGACUCUUGGAAACUUCGUCAAGGUUUGUCUCUUUCUUCCUUUUGAGUUUGUGUAGAGGUGAAAGUUGGGUCCUUUUGAUUGGUGCCUGCUCUGAAAUGUCGAUUACGUUGUUAAAGUUGGAACUCUUUUUGACAUCUUAGAUCGUUCAGUGAUUGUUUAGUGCCAUUUCUGAGCUGUGUUCUUUAGUAAAUGAUGUAAUGAGCUAUGUGUUUGUCGUGAUUUGCUGGUGUGUAUAUGUCUGAUGGCAAGCUUUACAGUCUCUUCAGACUUGAUUAGUCUGAACAUCAUCAUUUAACAGUCAAUAAAUGACAAACUG